Molecule: messenger RNA, 982 nt
Organism: Panonychus citri (citrus red mite)
Lineage: Eukaryota; Metazoa; Arthropoda; Arachnida; Trombidiformes; Tetranychidae
Product: FAD-linked sulfhydryl oxidase ALR-like
Cellular component (GO): mitochondrion
Molecular function (GO): flavin adenine dinucleotide binding; flavin-dependent sulfhydryl oxidase activity
Source: RefSeq, a predicted model, not a curated record
UAAACUGUUAAUCCAUCAGCUAAUCCAACAAGUGUCCGAUUUUGUAAGCUAUUCAUUGAAACGCUUUUACCCUUUAACCGGUAACCAUGUUUAGCUAAUUUACCUGAUCUUCCUCUGUUGGAAUUAUGGUUAAAAGAAAUUAAAAGUACAAUGUCCACAAAUGGAGAGUCGUCAUCAUCAUCUAACCUCAAUCACCUUCCUCUUGCUAUUCAGUCAUCAUUUGAUGUGAACAUCAAUCAACAACACGAUCAACAAUACGAUCCUAUUUUCUUGAUUGUGUUACCUAAUUGCGAUUUAUUUUCUUUCAAUUAAUUUGCUGUUUUCUAAUUGACUAAUAUUAAUUAUUGUUUUUUCUUCUAUUCUUUUCUCGUGUGUGACAAUUAUGCCUGAUUACACUGAAUCUUGUCGGGCCUGUACAAGCUUCAAAUCCUUCAUGAAAGCUCAUCAAGCUUCAGUUAAUGAUUCAGAAUCAAAGAAAUCGGAUUCCGAUUCUGGUGGUAAAUCUAAAAGCCAUAAAGACAAUUCAAACUCCAUCAAUUCAAUGGAUCAUGUUGAUUGUCCUGUUGAUAAAGAUGAUCUUGGUCGGGCCAGUUGGACGUUUUUACACACAAUGGCUGCUUAUUAUCCCGAUAAACCAACGGAUUAUCAAAGAUCAGAGAUGAAACAAUUUAUUGAUUUAUUUUCUAAAUUUUAUCCAUGCAGUCAUUGUGCUAAAGAUAUGAGAGAUGAUAUUAAGGUCGAUUCUAGGAAAUCCUUUUCUCUUUGGAUGUGUAAUCUUCACAAUAAAGUGAAUAAGAAAUUAAGUAAACCAUUAUUUGAUUGUUCCAACGUUGAUGAGAGAUGGUUAACUGGUCCACCCAAUGGAAAAUGUGAUUAAAUUAACCUGAUGCGAUCUAUUAGUUGAGUAGAUUGUUCAAAAUAUAGACAUUCAAUUGUAAUUGAGAUUCUCUUUUAAUAAAAUGUUUCUUUUAAUUGUCUAAAA